AUGGAAACAAGUAAAUCGGUUCCGGACAUGCAUGAAGAUCUUGCUUUGCAACACGCACACACGCUCGACGAACUACGGUCAGAUUGCGUAAAGUGCGAUCGCCUAAACGGCGAGGAAAGUAUGGUGCAGUGUGAUAUUUGCCAAACCUGGUGGCACUUCACGUGUGCUGGGGUUUCUGAUUCGAUCGACAACCGUGCCUGGUCAUGUGAAAACUGUCAGGUGGACGAAAUAGCUAGCAUAGCGUCUAAAUCACAUGCGUCUCACAACUCCGUAAAAUCGGGAAACUCAGCCAGAUUGAAUCUACAGCUUGAGAAGCUGGAAGAGCUCCAAGCAAUGCAGAAGAAAUUCAUCGAAGACAAAUAUAAGCUACUUGAAUCUCAGUUGGAGUUGGAAGAAGAAAACAAAAGUGUUCGUAGUAAAGGCAGUCGAUUGAGUAAGCGGUCUAAAAUCGAUAAGGUUGUUCAAUGGGUGAACAGCUGUGCAGAGCAAACAGGAGCCCCGCACGCUCCAACAAUCGCGGAUGUACAUCCCACCUUCUUGCCACCAGCAUCCUCCCAUCAGAUCGGUCCAUUUAUCGCUACGCCAACUAUCGUCGGAGUCCAAACUUCGGUUCAGUGUUCAGACGUCAACCUGCAUAGUCCUCUGAAACAUUCUGCUCUGCCCACCCAAAAAUUGACUACAGUCAAAACGAUGGCAGCAGAUUCUAAAACAGGUUCGAAACAAAAUGUUGUCGAAUCCGUGGUUUUUAAUAAGAUCACCGGUACAGUGCCAUUAGCUCAAUCCACUCCAACUCAAACACAGUCUGAUUCAUUGGUAGGCGGUUCUGAAGUAGUACUUCCACCGCAAUCAUCAUCAUUACCUCAACCACCAGUAUGGGCUGCUUCAUCGCAACAUCAUCCAGCAUCAAUGACAGCCUCCGCGCCGGCAGAACUUCAUCGGUAG
Messenger RNA from Armigeres subalbatus, 942 nucleotides. RefSeq lists its product as uncharacterized. The transcript has a single exon. Lineage: Eukaryota; Metazoa; Arthropoda; Insecta; Diptera; Culicidae. The record is from RefSeq and is a predicted model, not a curated record. The coding region runs from base 1 to 942 and encodes 313 amino acids.